Passer domesticus (house sparrow) is the source of this 2858-nucleotide messenger RNA. Its product is annotated as proto-oncogene Mas-like. The transcript has a single exon. Gene Ontology annotation, cellular component: membrane. Bases 78 to 1058 code for a protein of 326 amino acids. The record is from RefSeq and is a predicted model, not a curated record. Gene Ontology annotation, molecular function: G protein-coupled receptor activity. Gene Ontology annotation, biological process: G protein-coupled receptor signaling pathway. Lineage: Eukaryota; Metazoa; Chordata; Aves; Passeriformes; Passeridae.
AUUCUCCAAGCACUGACUGCCCAUCCACUCUGACCACAGCCAGGAGCCACAUCCCACUGUCUCCUCAGCAUCCAUCCAUGGAGGUGAGCACCGUGUCCCCUCUUUUCACUUCACCAAACAAUGGAACCACUCAGUGUGACAUCAGUGUCUCCAACAUGGCUGUAGACUUUGUGACGCUGCUCAUCGGCCUCUGUGGGCUGGCUGGGAAUGGGGCAUUCCUCUGGCUCCUCCACAUUGAUGCCCUCACUUACUUUGUGGCAUUCAACCAGGCCAGCAUCGACUUCCUCUUCCUCAUCAUUAUGGUCCCCUCCACCCUGUUCUUCCUUGUGGAGGAAGUGUCCUGCUCUGCUAUAAUGCCCCAAAUGUAUUUGAGCUUGCUUUUCCAGCUUUCAAUGGUCUCCUACAGUACAGGGCUCUACCGGCUGUCGUUCAUCAGCAUUGAGAGGUGCAGGUCCAUCCUCUGCCAGUUUUUCUGUGGUUGCCAAAUUUCUGAGCGCCUGCUGUUGGUGGUGAUGAAAAUCCUGUUCUGGGCCUUGUUCUUUGUUGUCGUCGCUGUCAAUCCCAUGGUGACUUCCCAGUGCCAGUCACACGAGCGGGAGCAAUGCCAGGUGGCUCUCACCUCCAUGUACGCUCUCAACCUCUCCCUAUUUGCUGCACCCAUGGUCAUUUCCUGCACAAUCCUCUUCAUUAAUUUCAAGCCUGGCUCCCAGCAGCAGCAACACAUGAGGCUUGACAUUGUUAUCUUCCUCGUUGUACUCCUCAGUCUGCCCCUCAGUCUCUGGUCUUUCCUGCAGCAGCUCGGUUACACGGCUGUGCCCUCCCAGGUGGUUUUCCUGCUCACCUGCAUCACCAGCAGCAUCAAACCCUUCAUCAACAUCUUGGUGGGGACCUGGAAGAGAGACUGCUCCAUGAGGAGCUGCUGGAGACACUGCUCCAUGCAGAGCUACAGGAGGCACUCCUCUGUGCAGUCCCUAAGGAAGGCGAUCCACAGGGUGUUUGAGGAGCCAAAAGAAAACACUGCCCACAGCACUGAACCUACCAUGGACACAGAGGCCUGAGUCUAUUGAUCCCUUGCACUGCACUGCUGAAGGACCCUGGGACAGUGGCUGAGAGAUUCCUUGAGUCUCCUGGUCAGUAAAUGCCCACAGUGUCACCCUCCCUGUGCUGGGGCAUCCCCAGCCCCUUUCCAGGCCGCUCUGGGCUCUGAUCCGUGCUUGUGAGGCCUCAGCCUUGAGGAGCAGCCCCUGGGCUCAGCUGCUCUGGCGCUGAUCAGAAACACCCUCUGCUCCCAGGAACUGCUGCUGUCCAACCACCUCCUGGGCCUUUAUCAACAGCCUUGGGAAUUGUUUUCCUUCCCUGAAGGCCACAGCAUCCCUGCUGUCCCACUUUCCCAGAGAGCUGCCUGCCCGAAGUGUGGCCAGGGUGAAACAUUGCUGUGAGUGACGCCCAUCCCUUGGGGCCUGUGAGCAGCGGCCCAAAAGGAGACCCUUGGAGCUCUCCUGGGCCCAGCAGCGCUGAGCAGAAGCUCCCUGGGAGUGGGGCCUCUCUGAGCUGGGAUCUCUCCCGUCUGCUGCCCUCGGCUGAUCCCCGAACGCCGACGGCUCCUGGGCCGAUCCCCAGUGCUCCAGGCCCAGCCCUUGGCCCAGUGAGGAGAUGCAGAGGGAUCCCCAGGGAGCAUUUCACUGCCUGCCAGGGGAAUUUCUCACAGGGACCUUGCACUGACUCUUUCUGGCCGUGUGCACACACGUGUGCAUCUGCUGUGGCAAAUGUGGCACAAAUGCUGCUCUCUCAGGUGUGUUAGUGCCUGAGACAUCUGAGUGGGUCAGGCCUGGAGGCAAGGUUAAGGCAUGAGAUACCUUUCCAGCUAAAUGCUGUUCUUGUUCUUUCUUUGCUAAAUUGUUAAUUUUAAUGUACAAAAGCGGCAGUGGCUGGGAGAAGGAGAGAUCUCAGGAUUUUCUCUGGUCUGGUUGGGAAGAUCCCGAGGUGUGUCUCUGUUAAAAGUCUCUUUUCCCCAGCCCAGCAACCAAAGAAGGAGUCAAGAAGUCUUCAGUUCACAUUCUCAAGGUUGUUUAUUAUUUCUUUAUCUCAAACAUUUUCUGUGUGGUCUGCCAAGAUCUGUUCAGCAGGUCAGCUCAAGGCACUCUCUUUGCCUCUUGGGCUGGUGCUAUCUUUUAUACUAAAAACUACGUAUACUAUGUUUACAGUUAUUUUCCAAUACCUAUCACCUAUGUUAGACAGUGACUUUCUGCUCUAAACCAAUCUGUGAAUGCCAACAUCGUCCUGAACAUGGAUGCCAGGGAGAAGAAAGAAAAAGUACAGGGCACGCCCAAAUCCCUCCAUCUUGGAACCCCUGCCCCCCAUGUACAAAAUUUUAAACCCCCCUGUACAAGUUUCAAAACCCCCUGUACAGUGCUCCAAAAUUUUUCCCUUCACCCUUUGAUUGCUACUACUAUGCUACUUAAACUUUUGUGACCUGUAAUUCUUCGUAUAAGGUUGGCAAUUUGCUCCAUGGGUUGAGAUAGAAUUCCCAGAUGUCUUUGGCUUCCUGCCAGGGUCUCCAAACCCCUGCCAGGGCUUUGAGACAUCCAGGGCAUCCAGAGAGAUGUCCUGGGUUCCGACACAGAGACACUGCUCAUGGUCCUGGGUGCACAGGGCAGGAGCGGGGCUGUCAUAGGGGAAAAGGCAGCCCCAGGGUAGGUCUGGAGUUUGUCAGAAGGGUUCAGAAGGGUCAGAGAGUUCUGGAAGGGUCUGGAUGCUGCUGAUCCCAAAUGUUCCAACUGGAGGGCAGCAGAGACUGAUGGGCAGUGCUUCAAGGAAAGGGAGCAGCCAUGGGACGGGACGGGACGGGACGGGACGGG